Cuscuta europaea is the source of this 1556-nucleotide messenger RNA. NCBI's taxonomy places the organism in Eukaryota, Viridiplantae, Streptophyta, Magnoliopsida, Solanales, Convolvulaceae. The record is from the annotation of a GenBank genome assembly.
UUAGGACCAAGUAUUACUUAUAGGGUUAUUCUCUCAAAACCUGCCCUGCCGUUAGAGUUUAGGCGAGGUCGGGGAAAACCGUUCUAGAACCACACCCAACCACGCGGUUGCUGGUAGUUCAACAAGAGCGUGUUUGCAAAAUCUUGUUUUCCCGUCAAAAUAAUGCUUCUGGUUCAACUUCCGCUUCAGCGGCAGCUUAUGCUCGACUGCCGUGGCUUCGUACCCUUGGCCACGCCGCCACUCUCAAAACCUCCGCUUAGUUCACUGUCCUGGAAGAUUCCCUUUUAUUCCGCUCCUACUUCUUCGUCUUCUUGCUGCCUCACGCCCAAAAUUUCACUUCCACUUCGAACUACCCGGUCUCGUGUCUUCUACAAUUUGAAGGAUUCAGAUAUUACAUCAAAGCUGGAGUUUGGGAACCCCAUUGAGAAGAAUAAACCAGAGAAGCGUGUGAAUGGAAUUUUCUGGAUUCUACUCAUAAACCUCGGGAUAUUCGUUGCAGAUCACAUUUUCCAGGUUCAGGGCAUUAAAACAUUGUAUUUAUACCAUAAUCAUCCUUCUUGGUACCAGUUUGUGACUGCCACAUUCUGUCAUUUUAACUGGAACCAUUUAUCAAGCAACCUCUUCUUCUUGUAUAUUUUUGGAAAACUCGUCGAAGAGGAAGAAGGAAACCUUGCAUUAUGGUUUUCUUAUCUGUUAACUGGGGCUGGGGCAAACCUUGUUUCAUGGCUAGUUCUUCCUAGAAAUGCAGUUUCUAUUGGGGCAUCUGGUGCUGUGUAUGGACUGUUCGCAAUUAGUGUACUUGUUAAGAUUUCUUGGGACUGGAGGAGGAUUCUUGAAACCCUUAUCUUGGGUCAGUUUGUUAUGGAAAGGGUGAUGGAAGCUGCCCAAGCUUCAACAAUAUUGCCAGGCAGUUUUAGUGGAAGUUAUGCCCUACAGAGCAUAAAUCACAUUGCACACCUAUCAGGUGCAUUAAUUGGUGUAGCUUUAAUAUGGCUUCUAAGUCGAAUACCUUCACAACCAUCUGAAACAAACAAGGAGAAGAACAUGUGCUGACUAUUUCUUAAAGGCUGGCUUUGCAUAGAUGGGUAUGAUGCUUGUUGACUCCUGCAUUUCUCAUCCCUUGCUGUCUCCCUCAUUUCAUAAAUUCUGGAUCAGUAAUGCUCAUUGCUCAAUAUCGGGAUUCGGGACAGGCAAAGACAUUACUAAUAUGAAUAUCAUGUUGAAAACCAUGGAUCCAUAGCAGUCAGGUCUUUUCCUUUUUGAUGUGGAGUUGUAGUGCUCACCAAUGUCUAGGAGCUUUUCAAUCCAUCUGCACGCUUAGCAACCAACCAGAAAUCUUAGUUGGAUUGAUUCAUGUGAGAAUCAGAGAUUUCCGUGGACAUGAAUAGAUGGAUCUAAAUAUAAAAUAUCGUUUUUGAAUGUAAAAUAAUGAAUGUUAUUUAAAAGUUUGUACACUAGAUUAUUUUUGCCACCUCAUUUGAAUCUUUGAAUGUUAGAGACUCAGUGCAUAAGCGAUGUUUAAACUUAUUUAAAGGAAAAAUUGAGAAUAAAACCCC